GUUCAGACAAAAUAAUUUCAGAUCCUUUUUUUCUUUUUUCAAUUUCCCUCUCUCAGCUUUCAUUUGGAGGGAAAAAAAACUGAGUCCAAAAAUCAAAAACUCAGCACCAAAUUUCGUUGGUUUAAUUUAAACUUUAAAUCUAGGGUUUCAAUAGCUUCUCCAACUUCUUUUCUUAAUCUUUUGAUGGAUCUGUUUUUUUAUUAAAAUUUAAUUUGUGAUUUGCAGUUUAAUUUCAGCUCCAAGUAUUGAUCUUAUCUCAACAGUUUAAGCGGCUCAAGGCAACUUGGUAGGAGUACCUAUUUGCUGUCUGUGACAACUUUCCUGUGGAAAUGCCAACCAAGAAAAAACUAGCUGGCAGAAAUACUUCUCGAGGGCAUGGCAAUCCCUUAAUUUUAAAGGCUCAGAAGAAAGCUGCGGAUAAUGUACAAGCUGGUCAAAAGGCAGCCACAGUCCUCAUUACAUCUUCAACUAGAAAGCAGAGAUGUGGGGGCACCCUUCAAAAGAAAACUGAGGAGUCUAUGGCAUCUAUAGAGUUGAAUACAAAUUACAGUUCAGUGCAUCAUGAAACAUCAAGUGCAGUUUCUAUGUGUGAUGAGGGGGAGCGUGAGGGCUAUAAUGAUGAGCCUUGUAUUUUUUCUCCUGCCUUUCACAUACCUGAAUUUCCUGGAGAACAAAUUGCUUCUGGUGUCAACUUCAUUAAAUUGUUUCGGAGUGGGGACCAGAAAUUACACCAGGACAGUAGAAUGUGCUACUCUCAAGUUGAUCCUCAGGAUGGUCCUGUUACUCGAGAAACAUUGCUUCAGGAUGGUCCUGUUACUCGAGAAACAUUGCUAUCUACUUCUGGAGAAGAUGCUACUGAGCAAUGCCAUAAUGACAUAGGAAUAGAUAUGAACAAAACAUCCUCAAUUUUUGGUGACACAACAUCCUCCAUUUUUGGUACAGGCACAGAUACUGUAAAUUCCUCUAAUGGAGACUCAGUAGGUGGUGGUCUCUCAUCUGAGGUUUCAGCUAUAUACCUUGCCAUGAAGAACUCAAAAUUAGAAUGUGUUGACGAGUAUGAUCAAGAUUGUAUGUCAACUAAGGAUGAUGAUGAGUGUGAAGAGCUUGAUGACUUUGAUCCUUUUUUAUUUAUAAAGAGCUUGCCUGACUUAUCAUCAGUUGUCCCCACAUUUCGGCCACUUCUAUUACCUAGAAAGACACGGAGCUGCCCUCCUACAACUCUGGUUCUAGACUUGGAUGAGACUUUGGUGCAUUCGUCGCUAGAACCUUGUGAUGAUUCAGACUUCACAUUUCCUGUAAACUUCAACCUUCAAAAGCAUACAGUAUAUGUUAGAUGCCGCCCAUUCCUGCGGGAUUUUAUGGACAGAGUUUCUAGUCUCUUUGAGAUCAUUAUAUUUACAGCUAGUCAAAGUAUUUAUGCAGAACAACUUCUAAAUGUCCUUGAUCCAAAGAGGAAAGUAUUCCGCCACCGCGUCUUCCGUGAAUCUUGUGUUUAUGUGGAGGGAAAUUACCUCAAAGAUUUGUCAAUUCUUGGCCGUGAUCUGGCACAUGUUGCCAUCAUUGACAACUCUCCUCAGGCAUUCGGGUUCCAAGUGGACAAUGGCAUACCCAUCGAGAGCUGGUUUGAUGAUCGGUCGGAUCAAGAAUUGCUUUUACUGCUACCUUUUCUGGAGAGCUUAGUCGACGUUCAAGAUGUCAGGCCGAUAAUUGCACAGAAAUACAAUCUAAGGGAUAAGAUUGCUGCCGCUGUUUAUCCAUCUUUAAAUUCAAUCAAGGGAGAUCCUCUUGAAAGGUGAGCCGCCAUGGAAAUUUGAAGUUUUUUUUAUGGCAGACUAAAUUUGGUCCUGUACUAAUUGAUUUGAGGGAAAGCUCCAUUGAAUCUCCAGAGAAUGAUCUCAAAUUUCCUAUCAGUGGCUUGUUGUGGUUCUAACCAGAUAGAGUGCAGAAUGUGUUUAGAGUUUGUUCUAAUUCUGCUCGAGAGUUGGAUUUUUUAUACGAAGGCAUGUGAUAUUGCAUUAUAGUUUAUGCAAUAAUGUUAGCCUGGAUUCUGGAAUAAAUUUAUUUCUAAUUUCUCGGUA
This is a messenger RNA of Mercurialis annua (annual mercury), 2078 nucleotides long. RefSeq lists its product as uncharacterized. The coding region runs from base 330 to 1796 and encodes 488 amino acids. The record is from RefSeq and is a predicted model, not a curated record. Lineage: Eukaryota; Viridiplantae; Streptophyta; Magnoliopsida; Malpighiales; Euphorbiaceae. Gene Ontology annotation, molecular function: phosphoprotein phosphatase activity. The transcript is spliced from 7 exons.